AUGGUUAAAAGUUUACGGCAUAAUCAUCUUCGCACCCAAUGCGGUAUCUGUUGUCAGGGAUUGUUGCCUGGUGAUUUCGUCGCUCCUUUGUUAUGUGAUGAUCCUAAUACUGGAUCAGGAAGCUACCUGGGCCAGGCAGUAUAUCCGGGAUAUCCUCAUACUAGUGUUGAUAUUAACGAUAGAAGUUUCUGCUGGGCAUCUAACUGCUACCAAUGCGCCAAAACUCCGGAGGCAGUAGGACUUCAUGUAGUCUGUCUUGGUGUUUUCAUGGAACACUGCAAAGCUGUCGAUUCUAUCGAUAGACUAUGGGCGACAGUAGGCCAAAAGAACCUAUGGAAUGGCGCCCCAGGUCUUCAACUUGAUCGAGAAUCAGAGGUCGAGAUAGAUCUUGUUCGUCAGAAAGCCGAGUCUUAUGGUGUCACCCUGCUGGCCCGACUUCCCGCAGAACUCACCCACAUGAUAUACAAAUACAGCGAGGAUGCGGUAUUUUGGCGCUGCAUCUUAGCUCUGAGCCUGGCUCGGGAGUUAUCUCAGUCGCAACGAUGCAUGACGAUGCCGAGCCCUUCAGUUCCUUUGUGUAAUAUUGUGGCAUGGGCAAGGGGAGAAUCGGCUGUUGUGGGCUCUGAUGAAUAUCCGCCUUACAUACGACUCACCCUUGACUAUCGAGGUAUCCGCAAGAUCGAACGGCUUCAAGAAAGACCGCCAUAUGAACCAGCUUACUCAAACAGAGAAGUAUUUAUUCUUACAUGUGAAAGCGAGGUCAAGGAUGUUGUUGCGAUACUUGAGGUUUUCAACGUCUUGCGGCUCCAGCUCCCGAACCAUAUACGAGGUUUCCAGGUCUGGGAUGCUCCCAGCCCCCCUCGUCUUGAAGACUGCGAGUUUUAUGGCCGCGUGUCACAGUCGAUGCAGCUCAAGACUAUUAACCUGUAUGCUGUGAGUGGCCUCACGUUCUUCUUCUCGCACAGCAAGCUUUACGCAGUUCAUGCGCAUACCCAUAAGAGCCCACAUGCAACUACGACCUUUGAGCGUCUUUCCGAUACACGACGGGCGAAUGCUGUGUCAGUAUAUUUGCCGAUUCCCAAAGGUGAGGAGAUUAUAGCCAUUAUUAUCAGACUAAGAAGCUCGCUCGAAGGAGGACAAUCUACAGCACAGAAACCAUUCUUCUUGUCCAACCCCAAAUUGUUCGUUUAUAGUUCUUCAGACGUCGGGCCAGCAACCGUAUUUGGAACAUACCCUCGGAAACAACACGGCAACAGUAUUUCUCCAUUGUUUCCUCAUCCCUGGUUCAGUAACCCACCUAUCAAUUAUCAUGCCAACAUUUCGUCAGCGCCCUUGGAGAAUGUGAUUCGCGUGUGGGUUCGGGAGGAUGAAGAUCAACAUUGUCAUGGGAUGCUACUGGAAUAUUCCAACGGGGCUCAACGAGCGCUAGGGGACUACCGAGUUGGGAAUUAUCUUCCGGGCACGGAUUGUGUGAAGAAGUAUUUGAAUCCAUCGCAGAUCUGUUAUCGAGGGCCUCAAGAUGAGGGUGCGGGAGCAGGACGACUCUCACUUAACUUUGUUGUUAACGCGAGUGAUCACCAUGACCAUGACCAUGAUGCAGACGGCUGGAAAUGCAGUUCAUUGAAAGGUGUACUUGAAUUCUGGUUUUCGAGGGAACGAUCUGUCAUUCGGAUAUUGGAGUAG
Fusarium venenatum is the source of this 1683-nucleotide messenger RNA. The record is from RefSeq and is a predicted model, not a curated record. Lineage: Eukaryota; Fungi; Ascomycota; Sordariomycetes; Hypocreales; Nectriaceae.